Molecule: messenger RNA, 1656 nt
Organism: Schizophyllum commune H4-8
Lineage: Eukaryota; Fungi; Basidiomycota; Agaricomycetes; Agaricales; Schizophyllaceae
Product: PLP-dependent transferase
Exons: 8
Coding region: 182-1627 (481 amino acids)
Source: RefSeq, a predicted model, not a curated record
CACCCCAAACAGGAAGGCUUUGUUCUUGCGUAUCAUGCGCCUUUUACCAUCGCACCUCAUGUCGCCUCGGUAUAGCUACCGACAAUCGGAGUCAUGUUCCUUGUGAGAGAGCACCUCAGGAGCUUGGAUUGCCCCUCUGAACGAGUCAGUUUGCGAUCUCACGCCGCGGCGAUAGGCAACCAUGAUGACAAGUUCCAUGCGGGCGGCGGCUCUCAUUCCCAACGCGGCGCUGCACGAGCUUGAGCAGCAGCCUGCGCCACCGUUUGGCCAUGCGCUAGCGAAGUACUUCUUGACGAGGCCUGACUAUCUGAACCUCAAUCAUGGGUCGUAUGGGUCUUGCCCGAAGCCUGUGCUUGAGUGGGCAUUCGAUCUCGACAGGGAGAUUGAGGGGAACCCCGACCUGUUCAUGCGCGUCGACUGUGCGCCCCUCCUCGCGAAAGUCCGACAGCAGCUCGCGGACUUCAUCGGUGUGAAGCAGAACGAGGUCGUAAUUGUCCCCAACGCAUCUCACGGUCUCAACACCGUGCUUUGGAACAUUGAAUGGGAAGCAGAUGAUACGAUCCUCGUCUGUACCACGACGUACAACUCAAUCGAGAAGACGGUGACCUACCUUCACGAUCGGGCCCCCCACCCCUCCAUCUCCCAAUUCGUCCUCUACCACCCCACCACGCGGGAGAAGAUCCUCAGCGACUGGGAAACCCACGUGAAGGAUCUCGCCGCCAGCAAGACCUCCGGCAAGAUCGUCGCCGUCAUUGACUCCAUCUCGUCGAACCCCGGUAUCCUUCUACCCUGGGAGAAGAUGGUCACCAUCGCGAAGAAGUACGGCGCGCUCACCGUCAUCGACGCCGCGCAUUCCAUUGGGCAGGAGCCGAACCUCAAGGGAAAAAUAGCGGAGUCGGACCCGGAUUUCUUCGUGUCGAACGCACACAAAUGGUUGUUUGCGAAGAGGGGCGCCGCAUUGUUCUACGUACCGGAACGCAACCAAGGCAUCGUGAAGGCCACCUUCCCGGUGUCUGCGACAUACAAGUCACCCAAGGACAGGAAGACUCCGAACGAGAGCUUCGUCGUACAAUACGACUGGAACGGUACCACCGAUUGGGCAAAUUACCUCAGCAUUCCCGCCGCCCUCAAGUUCCGCAACUGGCUCGGUGGCGAGGACGCGAUCAUCGCCUACAACCACAAGCUCGCCUUCGAGGGCACAAAGCGCAUGGCCGAGAUCAUGGGCACGGACAUGAUGUACCCCGAGGACACCGGCUUCGAGCUUUCGAUGGUUAACGUCGCGCUUCCGCUGCCGCCGUUUGGCAAGGGACAGGAGGAGCUGAGCCACAAAGCGCAGGAUUUAUUCCAGCGGAAAGUGCUGGAGGAGCGCAAGGUGGGGGCCCCGAAGUUUGAGCACAAUGGGCGGUUGUGGACGAGGUUGAGCGGGCAGGUCUGGCUUGAGAUGGAGGACUUCGAGAAGACGGCGCAUCACAUCAAGGAGGCCUGCAAGGAGAUUAUCGAGGAGUUGGGGCUGGACAAGUACGUCCCGCUGGCCAAGGCUGCUACGCAUGAACAGCUGAAAUCGGAUCCAGUGGGACGUAGAGGGAAGGAACAAGUCGUGUACCAUAUCAUCCAGCGUCACAGGUAGCAGAAUACAAAGAGACGUUGGUGCCGAAA